This is a messenger RNA of Amphimedon queenslandica, 7511 nucleotides long. Its product is annotated as centrosome-associated protein 350-like. The coding region runs from base 92 to 7186 and encodes 2364 amino acids. Gene Ontology annotation, cellular component: centrosome. Gene Ontology annotation, biological process: microtubule anchoring. The record is from RefSeq and is a predicted model, not a curated record. Gene Ontology annotation, molecular function: microtubule binding. The transcript is spliced from 20 exons. Lineage: Eukaryota; Metazoa; Porifera; Demospongiae; Haplosclerida; Niphatidae.
GUGUGUACAUUUAAAAUGGCGCCAAUGCUUUGAUGAGGAUUCUCUCUCCAGCUUUUGCUAGACUUUUGUGAACUGUUGUUCCCUUAAUGCAAUGAGUGGAGGCGGGGGAUAUACUUUAGGAGGAGGAGGAGGGAGAGUGAAAGAGCCCACUGUUACUUUUAGGAGGCCAUUAAGGAUUCACUCAGAAACAGAGAAUCUCAUCGAGUUAUCGAAGGCGUGGUCUUCAAGAGGCGAUACUGAAUCCACUUCAGUGAAUCCAUCUCUUACCUCUCAUUUCAAUAUCGGGUCACAUGACGCCAGGGAAAGAUCACAUGACAUCCGCACGAGGUCACAUGAUAGUAAAAGGGCACACGAGACUGGGUGGACGUCAAGGGAUAGCUCCAGUCGCUACCUCCGACCAGGGACCUCAUAUCAGUCUAUCAACGAGAGAGAGGGAGGGAGGGGAGCAGCACGACCUCCUUUGUCUAGCAGGACAAGGGAUUUACUCAGUUCUCCUUAUUUGGGAUCAGUCGGUUCCUCUCACAAUCGCUCAUCCUCUCCAUCAAAGCAUAAUCCAUCAUCUCUUUUUGGAGCCGCUGCCGAUUUUAGAGAUCACAAACCACGCCCACAGCCGCACUUGGUAGCAACCGGUAGACCAGUUGAUGUACCAGUGGUUAAUGGGGUACCAGUUACCAUGACGAGGAAAGUCGUGAGAGAGGGAGGAGAAGGAGGUAGGGUCAAGGAGAAGAGGAGGUUGACUUACAGAGAGGAAGGGACCAUACCUUUAUCAAACUCUCAAGUCAGUUCUUUGCUGGAAAAGAUAGAGAGACAGAAAAGAGACCGAGAGACUCUAGAGAAGAAACUAUCGUCACAUUCGGACCUGACCUCUUCAAGCCAUGUCCCUUUAAGCCACUCCCAUUAUGUGAUAGAAACCGCCAAAAGACGAAAGAUAGCGACAGCUCCACCUCCUAAAGGCUACACCGGCUUCACGUCGGCAUCAUCGCAACCUUUGACCUUUAAACCAAAGACGCACCCUCUUUUACAAACCGCUCCCACUUCUACACACCCACCUGUUGAGCCACCGGCCAAUAAAACGACAUGGGCGGUACCUCGUCAAUCUCCUGUCAUCACACCUUCAUCGUGGAGGUCGGGACAAGAACUGGUUAAGAAAAUGUUGGAGAGAGAAGUAGAGAAAGACGAAGGAGAAGAAAGGAGAACCAGACCUAGUUACGGGAGCAAUGCUCAGGAAAUAUUGAGAGACAUGGAGACAACGUCAGAGGAAGAGGAAGAGGAGGAGAGGCCAGUUAUGAAAACAAAACCUGUCAAUCCUGUUAAACAAGUUUUGAAACUAUCAGAGUCGGUUCCAGUCACUACUCCACCUUCACAGUCACACAGACAGUACAACAGGGAAUCAGUCCAGAAGUACAUGUUGUCAAAACAAGAGGAAAGGAAGAGGAAACUGGAGGAGGACAGAGCAGCAAGAGCAGCAGCUGAGGCUGACAGGAAGAGAAGAUUACAGGAGUUAAGAGAGAGGCAGCAGAAUAUAUUAAUUAAUAAUUUGCAAGCUCAGCAGAAAAGGAGAGAAACGGCAGCUGACGAAGGAACGUCAACGAUACACAUUCACUUUGAAAAUAAAGAUUUUCAUCAUGUUUCUAGUUCUUCUUCUCACCCACCGUCACUUUUCACACCUUCACGAACUCCCCAAACCACACCUUUAUCAUCCUCCCACCCUCACAUGUCCCACGUCACUCCCUCCAGAUUAAGCACUACUACGACUCCGCCCAUUUUCACUAGCAUUGCCACACCUACAUUUGCCACACCUACUGCCACUAUUGCCCUGCCCACUCAAAGCUCUGCUGACUCGUCGUUUAUAUUUUCAACUCCAGUUGUGGUAAUGGCCCCACCCACUAUAGCUCCACCCACUUGCACUCCGGGUGUGUCUGCCUCUCCUCGUACCAGUUUGAGUUUCUCGUCUCCUUAUAUGGUAACGAGGGGAACAACCUUACCCACGUCUUCUCUCAGUUCCUCUCGCUUCCCUCCUCCCCCUCCUCCUCCUCCUAGCGAUAGAGAGGCCAAGUUAUUGGAGCUACAAAGCUCCGCCCUCUCGUUAAAACAAAGGAUCGAGAACGAAAAGAGAAAAUUAGAAAUCAUGACAUCGUCACCAAAACCUGUCAAGACUGCCACGCCCAUCCCUCCGCCCACUCGAAUAAUUAAGAGCCAAUUUUACGAGGCAAGCACGCAAACUUUACGAACAUUGUCCACAGCCCCUCCUCCUUCUGCUACGCCGAUUUCAGUUUCAUCACCACGCCCACUUUUAACAGCUAGACCUGGCAUUACCGUGACAACUGCUUCGGCUCCGGUUAGGUUACCAUGGCAACAAAAGGGUGGGGACCGGUUUAGUGUUAUCAAUAUAUACACAGAGAGACAAGAGAAGAGUGAUGUCACUGAUGGGGGGAGUGAACAAGAAGAAGAGAAUAAUGGAGGACAAGUAGAGGAAGAGAGAGAGAGUGAGGAGGAGGAGAGAAAGGAAGAGACAGAGUCUGAGACAGAAGAAGAAGAGGAAGAGGUUAAACAGAAAGAUACAGACAGUAAAGAUGAACAUGUUAGAGAUGAAGACAUUAGUUGGACUGCAGUAUCACCGGUUCCUUCUAGCCCCUCCCCUCCUCCUCCUCCUCCUCUUGGUGGAGGCGUGUCAGUUAUCACACCUCCUGGGUCUCCUAGCUUUACUGAAUCAUUCGUAACUCCGCCCACCACCACCAGGAUACUACCAAUACAUGUGAUGGAAACAAAACAAUCCCCCAGAUACUCCCCUCAUUCUCUUGGUCUUCAAUUGAAAGCCGAACUAAACAUACUUGAAGCUGUUGAGGAGGGAGUCCGUCACGUUGAGGGGGUGGAGUCAGCAAGAGCAGUAGCUGAGGCUCAGCAGGAAACUGUAGCAUUGGCACAACUAUUCCAGACACAGUCACAGACUCAGGAAAUGAAAAUAAAAGAAAUUAAUAAUAAAAAUAAAGAGAGAUUAAGAGAAACAGAGAUGAAACUGGACAAGGAGAGAGAGGAGAGGGUGUCAGUUAGUGAUCAGUUAUUGAAACUGAAAGAGAAGACUCAGGAACAAGCAGCAACCAAUGAAUUAAGAUCAAGACAAUUGGAGGAGGAGAGAGCACAGUCUCAUUCAUUAGCUCAGCAGCAGCAGCUCAUAAACACUCAGUCAGAGUUAACCUCAGCCGUACUCCAGAGCACACAGGCUCUGGUGGAGAGUGUAGCUAAGGCAGCAGCUGAAUCAGCAGUUAGGACAGCUAUGGAGGAGAGGAGAGAGAAGGAGAGAGAGGAGGAGGAGGAGGAUGGUAGCAGUAGCUAUGACACUGAUUUUGAGCCACAAUCAUUUGAAACAGAUAGUCUUAAUACUCCGCUAAUGACAUCGCCAAUGUCACUCCCGCCCACCUCUAUCACCAUCACCACCGCAUCUCACACUCCAUCGAUCCCGCCGGUCUCCCACGUUCCCUCUCACCCUCGUCCACUGUCCACGGUCAUCGACCUACCCCCGGUAUCAUCCAGUGACUCCGUUUCGACUUUAUUGUCCCCGCGUCUCUCCGGGGGCAGUAAGAGUUCUCGUACUAGUGGUACCCUAACGCCAGACGAGACUCAAAACCUUAAUAAUAACGGAGCCAUACUGACCUCCCACGAGGAGGAGAUAGAGGAAGAGAUUGAGGAAGGUACUAGUGUCACUGACGAGGAAGAGGAGGAGUCUGGAGGGGGCGGAGAAAAGGGUGGGGCCAAUGAUGAUAUUGAUGACGUGUCGUUUCGUGAGUUGUUGCCGUCUGAGGCCCAUAGGAGACAGCAGAGGAAGAGACUCAACUCAACUAGCUCUGAUCUAUCUGAUGUACUACCUAUUACCAUACAGAGUGGUGAGGGUUCUCCGCUAUCAGUUGGCGAGGAGUCCUUCAAUUCAUUUGUCAACAGGAUGGUCAGUCAGUACGUGAAGGAGGAGGAGAUGAGAGCAAAGCAUCAGUCAGCACUACUCAAACUGAGGGAGAGAGCAGUCAAAGAGAAGAGCCAAGCACAACUCAAGUGGCUCAACGUUAAGAAAAAAAGUUUGAUUAAUAAGAAAGACGACGAGUCCAUGCCUCUAUUGAUACGCAAAGAAGACGGAGUGAGAAAGAAACUAAAACAAGAACAAGCUGAGAUAAAACGAUUACAAGAAGCUCACAAAAGAGCUAGUCAGGACCGUAAGCUCCUCCUACUACAGCAACAGGACAUUGCCCGACUCCAGCGCUCAACCAAACAAUACGUUGAGAAGAUAAGGAGAUAUGGAGGAGGAGGUACAGGAACCAGCCCAUUGCACCUUGAGUACUCUUUAUCACCAUCACCCUCUCCUCUUCACUCACCUGAUGUCUUACACUCUGAGGAAGUUUCUGAGUCAACUUCUCUAAGUGGUUCUCCUGUCAAGUCUGCCAGUGUAUUAGAAGAACUUGAAUUAUCAUCACAAUCAUCAGCCGAUACCUCAAUUAGAGGAGGCGGGGCAGUAGGUGGAGUGCUGGGUAUGCCUUCAAGUCAAACGAGUGAUAACUACAAACUAAUGAAACUUAAGGAAUCCUCAGAAGAAAAAGAAAAGGAGUUGUUAAAAUAUGAAGAGAAGUUGAUCAAAAGACGUCAGACAGCAGAGGAGCUCCUGUUGUACAAACAAGAGCUGGAGAGAAGAGAGAAACAGCUAAGAGAGGAAGAAGGGAACAUUAACAGGAUAAUAGAGAGGGCGAUAAUAAGCCAGGAAGAUAAGCAGAGCAGUAAUACUGGGAGUAGGUCAUCAACCGUCAGAGAGAGAAGAGGAGAACCCAGUUCAGUAUCGGAGGAUAUAUCAGUUUAUAACACUGAUACUUUUGAAACUGAGACAGCAGCUGCUUCUACUCACUUAACAUCAACACCACAACAGCAGCAACUGGGAUCAGUGGGAGACUUGUCUCUGGGUAGUCCCAGUGAUGAGGAAGAUAAGAGAUUGAUGGAGCUACAGGCAAUCCUCAUGGAGAAGGAGAAAGAAUUGAAGAAGAGGAAGAAGGAGGCACUGAGAGCUAAGAGAGAUCAAAAGGAGAAAGCAAUUAAAGCAAGACUGAUUGAGAUUGAGAAGGAGCUCCAAGAACACAGUGAGGAGGAGUUAGUCAACACUGUCCCUUCCAUUCAGAUCACUUCACAUGAGACGCUCGUCAAACCAGUACAGAAACAGGUUGUACCGGUUAGCGAGCCAGUUAUACCAGUUCGAGAACAGGUUCUACCAGUGAGAAAGGAAGAGGCUACAAAGUCACUGGAUACCAAGUCUCCAUUAAGCAGCAGCAGCAGCAGCAGUAGCAGCAGUAGUUCAGUAUCUACUGUGAUAUCUAAUGAAGGAGAGAUAGAGGAAGAGAUCACAAGCUCUUUAAUAUCUAACAAUGCUCCUUCACAGCAAACUGAAUCUCAAGCAAUAGCUACAUCAGCCCCUCCCACUGUUUUUCCAGCCCCUCCCACUGUUUCUGUAGCUCCUCCCACUAUUUCUUAUGCCCCUCCUACUAUUUCUUCUGUCCCUCCCAUUACAUCAUCAGCCCCUCCCACUAUUUCCAUAGCCCCUCCAACUAUUCCUCCAGCAGUUAGUACUACAUUAGUACUAACGUCCUCUUCUGCUCCAAUAUUAGCAGCCACACCCACUACAGCUCCAGUAUCGGUAGCCACACCCACUUCAGCUUCAAUAUUAGUAGCCACACCCACUACAGCUCCAGUAACUCCACCCAUUUCUACACCAGCAGUCACUAUAUCAGAAGAGCCUAUUCCCAACCCCCUAACAUCAACUGCAAUAGCCUCUACUAUAUCAGUUACACCAACCAUCCUAUCGCAUAAAGAACUCAUCACUUCCACUGCAGCAGUUGGAGGUAAGGACACUAUUGACGAUGCUCUUACUGUCACAGCGUCCCCACGUCCCUCUCCUUCUCCUCUCUCCCUCACUCCUGAUAUAUCAGAGGACACAGGCUCUAACCUCUCACUAUCACAGCGUGUACUAGUAGCUAAUAGUGUCCAGGGAGUCAUUGAGUACAUUGGUACUACUGAUUUUGCAAGUGGUAUAUGGAUCGGUGUCAAACUUGACGAGCCAAGAGGAAAGAAUGACGGAUCGGUGAAUGGAAAGAGAUACUUCUCUUGUCCUCAGAAGCAUGGAGUCUUUGCUCCUCCUUCUAAAAUAUUCCCAAUAGAAGAGGAGAGCUCUGGGAAAGAUACCAGCAGCAGCAUAUCUGAGGAAUUCAGCUCAGAGAAGGAUGAGAGAGAGUCGCUGAGUGCAAUAUCUCCUGAACCACUAAUAGAUAAUGUUAAUACUUCACUGCAGAAGGAGCAAACUGCUAGUGGAGGAGCUGAAGUGACUGGUGCUUCACCUCUUGAUGAUGAUAAUGAUAGUUAUACUGCAAUAUCAGAGAACGAAGAAACACAAUUAGAUGAUACUCUAGUACAAGAAGAAGAGGAAGGAGAAGAUGAUCAAGUAAUUAAAGAUGGAGAGUUUGAGAGUGUAGCUGAUAUAUGGAGCAAGAAGAAAGGGCCUGAUACAGAAGCCUCUAUUGAUAAAGUUACUGAUCAGUUGCUGUCAGCUUUAGUUCAAUCAGAGGUUGACCUGAUUUGUAAUAUAAGAGACACUAGAGAAGCAUUGAACCAAGAAGAUGAGGAGGAGGAGGAGAGAGAAGCUGUUAAAAGCAAAGAGGAAGCUAAAGCAGAAGUUUCUAUAGUAGAAGUUAAGAUUAAUAAAAGUGUCAAUAAAGAGAGAGGGAUAUCAUUCUCCACUGCUCUAGUACCGAAUUCAAGACAGCAAGUUAAUCGUAUUGUUCAAUCUGCUUGGAACACUCUUAAGAACCACAUAUCCUCCCAACUGGCCAAACCCUCUAAAGAACAGACCCCUCCUCAGCUGGUACCAUCUCAAGAGUUGAUAAAUGAGUUGUGCAAUAAGACUGGGGUCAUGUUGAACUGUGAGAAGUCUUUCGUACACUUGGUAUUUAAUCUGGCACUAAGAGUGAUGGAGGGAGAGAGGACAGGGUCGCUAAUCAGUCACAAAAUAAGCUGCUCUACCUUGGAGCAUGUUCAAGACAGGGUACACGCCCUCCUUGAGCAGCGGAAGAGACCACACCCUCUACCUCCUCUCCGCGCCGCUAUCUCCACAACAAUCGCAGAACGGGUGGAAAAGAAGUGGAUUUUAUUGAUAGCAUCUUACUAAGUGAGAUGAGGCAGGAGGAGCCUUCUUGGAUCAACUACAGACUGGAAGAGGAUAAAAUUAAGAAAAGGACUGCAGAUGAGAUUUUGGAAUUUUUGAUUGAUGAAACGGUAGAAGUGAUUAAGGAUAUUUAUGCGAAAAAGGAGAGACAAACUAAUUAAGAAUACAUAAAUAAAUAAAAAUACAUGAAUUACCUGUAGAUGUACAUGCAUGUGAUUACUUGUAGAAUUUUAUAACUUCCACUAAUUACAUCAAUAGUUGUAGUGUUAGUAUAUUACAGGUAUUAUUGCGCACCAUUUUUCAUCAGAAUGAUAAUUUUUAAUUGAAA